CUCAGCUCUCGUUGAGAACGCAACAACCGAUCUAUAACUCGAAAAAUCGAAAUCGCAUCAUAUAGAAAAUCUUAGCUCGAACGUACCAACGAUCUUUAAAUUGAUCUCUCUUCUAACCGGAAACUAAAAACUUAAACGCACUUCAUAAAAAUGGCCGCCAACUACAAGAGCUGCCCGCUGAAGAAGCGCCCCAUUGUUUUCGUGGAGGAGCGACUACCGCAAACGGAGGCCUUGGCUCUCACCAAGGACUCGCAGUUUGCCCAGGAUCAGCCGCAGGAUUUGUCCCUCAAGAGGAGCCGCGAAGAGGAGUCGCCCCAGGAUUACCCAGAGCCCGAACCCAAACGCGACUAUGUGCUGAAUCUCUCCAAGACACCGGAAAGGAUCUCCAGCUACAACUCCUGUCUAUUAUCGCCACCAGUGGAGGAUCAGGAUUACCAGCCCACCGAUAUCCAUAUGCGUGGAUUGACAGCUGGAACUACUGGUUAUACCACCACUUCCCCGGUUAAUCCCUUCCAGUCCGCCUUUGUGAUGGCCGCCGGUUGCAACCCGAUCUCCGCCCUUUGGAGCAGUUAUCAGCCCCAUUUGGUCAACGCCUUUCCCUCGCCCGCCAGCUCGAUGGCUUCUCCGCAGUCCGUGUACAGCUACCAGCAGAUGACUCCACCCUCCAGUCCCGGUUCGGAUUUGGAAAAUGGAUCCGAGCCCGAGGAUCUGAGCGUGAGGAAUGAUAUUCCACUGCCGGCUCUGUUCCACCUCUUCGAUGAGGCCAAGUCCAGCAGUGCGGCCAGUGUGACCAGCUCCUCGUCGGGCUAUUCUUCUGGAUAUGCUCCUGCCAUGAGCUCCUCCUCCUCCUCUGCCGCCUCUUCGGUGGCCAAGAACUACCGCUUCAAGUGCGACGAGUGCCAGAAGAUGUACUCCACCUCGAUGGGUCUGUCAAAGCAUCGCCAGUUCCACUGCCCCGCCGCCGAGUGCAAUCAGGAGAAGAAGACGCAUUCCUGCGAGGAGUGUGGCAAGUUGUACACCACCAUUGGAGCCCUCAAGAUGCACAUUCGCACCCAUACGCUGCCCUGCAAGUGCCCCAUUUGUGGAAAGGCCUUCUCGCGGCCCUGGUUGCUCCAGGGACACAUCCGCACCCACACCGGAGAGAAGCCCUUCCAGUGCCCCGACUGCCCGCGAUCCUUUGCCGACCGCUCGAAUCUGCGAGCCCAUCAGCAGACGCACGUGGAUGUGAAGAAGUACGCCUGCCAGGUGUGCCACAAGUCCUUCUCGAGGAUGUCCCUGCUGAACAAGCACUCCAGCUCCAACUGCACCAUCACCAUUGCGUAGGAUUCUCAG
Messenger RNA from Drosophila takahashii, 1332 nucleotides. It is a transcript of the gene sna, whose product is annotated as snail. Gene Ontology annotation, biological process: regulation of transcription by RNA polymerase II. Gene Ontology annotation, molecular function: RNA polymerase II cis-regulatory region sequence-specific DNA binding; DNA-binding transcription factor activity, RNA polymerase II-specific. Lineage: Eukaryota; Metazoa; Arthropoda; Insecta; Diptera; Drosophilidae. The record is from RefSeq and is a predicted model, not a curated record.